AUGAGUUGUCCAGCUGGUAGCAGUUGUGUCAUAGGUGGACUCGGCGUAGGAUUGUGCUGCGAUGACGCGAAUGAGGAGCAAUGGCAUCAGGAAACACAAAAACCUCCUUGUCAAGUCGGUCGAAUAUUGACGCGCAACGUAUUUUAUGGAGUAGAGGUGUGGAUUGGCAAAAGCUGUGCCCACAGAUUCUGUCCGUACGGUUACGAAUGUGUUCAAGGAAGACGUGUAGCGCACUGUUGUGGCCCGAUACCGAACUUCAGAGAAAAGCUGUACCUGGAGGAUAACACUAUUAUUGUUAACGAAUAUCCAAAGCCAAGAGAAAUCGUGAACUCGACACAUUGA
Ostertagia ostertagi is the source of this 342-nucleotide messenger RNA. Lineage: Eukaryota; Metazoa; Nematoda; Chromadorea; Rhabditida; Trichostrongylidae. The record is from the annotation of a GenBank genome assembly.